Cyprinodon variegatus (sheepshead minnow) is the source of this 1266-nucleotide messenger RNA. RefSeq names its product growth/differentiation factor 2-like (gene gdf2). The record is from RefSeq and is a predicted model, not a curated record. Gene Ontology annotation, biological process: SMAD protein signal transduction; BMP signaling pathway. NCBI's taxonomy places the organism in Eukaryota, Metazoa, Chordata, Actinopteri, Cyprinodontiformes, Cyprinodontidae. The transcript is spliced from 2 exons. Gene Ontology annotation, cellular component: extracellular region. The coding region runs from base 1 to 1266 and encodes 421 amino acids. Gene Ontology annotation, molecular function: cytokine activity; growth factor activity.
AUGAAGUUAUUCAGGACCUUUCUACUGCAGAUGUUUGUGACUCUGGUGCUUCUUAUUGCCUCCUGCACCUGUAAGCCUCUCAAUAACAGCGUCCAAAGUGAGGAUCUUGAGAAAUUCUACUUGCAGUUGUCGGAGGACCUGUUAGAGGAAGAGGAUGCAGAGUCUCAAAUGGAGGACUUCUUGGCAGAAAUGAAGGACGGUUUUCUGAAGAAGCUCAACCUUUCCGACGUUCCACAGGAGGAUCGCAGGAUCUCGCCCCCUCAGUUCAUGGUGGAGCUGUACAACAAAUACGCCUCAAAUAGGUCAGCAGUCCCACAGUUUGAUGUCAUACGAAGCUUCGCCGUCCAAGAUCUGAGUCUGCUGACGACCUUUGGCCCCGAGUCGAGGUGGAGGCUGCAGUUCAACGUCAGCGUCCCCGACCAUGAAACCAUCAUCACUGCUGAACUACAGCUGCUCUUCCUCCCAGAUGCCGCGGCUAACGGCUCGUCGCAGAGCUUCAAAGCCUCUGUCCACGUCUACGAAGCUGAUGGCAGCAAUUUUGCUUCGACUUCACAUCUGCUAGAUGGCGAAGAGGUAACGGCCUCUCAGAGCACAUGGGCGACAUUUGACGUGACCACUGCAGUUCAGGGCUGGAUUAAAUUAGGUGGAUUAGGAACUGCAUUUGAUGUGGUGGUAAAUAGGAAGGACUGUGGAGCCCCUGAUAGCUCAGAGGGAACGGGCUGUUUGAACAUGAGCCUGUCUGUUGGAGAUAAUGCUGCAGCUGCAUUAAUAGUCUUUUCAGAUGACUUUAAUAGCAGAAGGGGGGAGGCAAAGAAGGAGCUCAGAGAGAUGAUCCUUCAUGAGGAGGAGACUUUGCUUCACACUGGGGCCGACUGGAACAGAGGGAGUCGAGUUCCAAGUGAGGGCCCCCAGGCUCAGAGUCGACGGAGAGCGAAACGAAAGGCCGAUAGAGAAUACUGCCACCGAAGGUCGCUCAAAGUCAGCUUUAAAGACAUCGGAUGGGACAGCUGGAUUGUGGCGCCUCCAGAGUAUGACGCCUUCGAGUGCCGAGGGAUGUGUUCCUACCCUCUGACAGAUGAGUCAACGCCAUCCAAACACGCCCUCAUCCAAACGCUCCUCAACCUCAGGGACCCGGGGAGGGCCAACAUGGCUUGCUGUGUGCCGAUAAAACUGGACCCCAUAACUGUCAUGUAUCAGGAGAACGGACGCAUCACUAUCAGAUACCUUUACGAAGAGAUGAAGGUGGCGGAGUGUGGCUGCAGAUAG